AUGAAAAACAUCAUUAACAAUGGCAACACAAAGCUCAUUCUUCUUCAUCCUUACAUCCAUAAACAAACACAUCCAAAUCGCCUCUGGCUAAUCGCUCUCGUCUCGGUGUUCACCAUAGCCUCCCUGGUAACCCUAGUCUACACCCGUGAAUCCUUCCACACAACCACCACCACCACCACGACCAUCACCGCCACCAGUAACCACCACCAUGAAUCACUUCCCAAAUCGGUGAUCAAAGCCCUCAUCCACUACGCCGCCACCGCCAACACCACAAAUCACAUGUCACAGACCGACAUCAAACAAAUCUCUGAUGUCUUAAAACAAUGCACAACCCCGUGUAACCUCCUUGUAUUCGGGCUCACGCCGGAGACCCUCCUCUGGAACGCCUUGAACCACCAUGGACGGACGGUGUUCAUUGAUGAAAACCGCUACUAUGCCGCCUACGUGGAGGAGAAGUUCCCGGAGAUUGAAGCGUAUGAUGUUCAAUACACCACAAAAAUUAGCGAACUUAAAGAACUUAUCGCUUCCGUUCGAGAACAAACACUGGAUGGUCCACGUGGAUAUUGGCCGGAGGGCCCAGGGAGUAUAUCAGCCAUCUUCACCGCCGGUGUACUUGCCCGGAGCAAAAAAGGUGGCAACCAUAAAACACAUGUUUUCGUGCAUGAUUAUAAUAGAGAAGUUGAAAGAGUGUCUAGUGAAGAGUUUUUAUGUAAAGAGAAUUUGGUCAAGUCUUCUAAUGAUUUGUUGGCUCAUUUUGUGGUGGAGAGAGUGGUGGACCAGGGCGGCAGAAACCAGUUUUGUCACAGCCAUCCGGCGGCAUCCUAG
Molecule: messenger RNA, 825 nt
Organism: Lactuca saligna
Lineage: Eukaryota; Viridiplantae; Streptophyta; Magnoliopsida; Asterales; Asteraceae
Source: the annotation of a GenBank genome assembly